Molecule: messenger RNA, 1414 nt
Organism: Eubalaena glacialis (North Atlantic right whale)
Lineage: Eukaryota; Metazoa; Chordata; Mammalia; Artiodactyla; Balaenidae
Gene: TSPAN5
Product: tetraspanin 5
Exons: 8
Coding region: 403-1209 (268 amino acids)
Biological process (GO): protein maturation; protein localization to plasma membrane; regulation of vascular endothelial growth factor signaling pathway
Cellular component (GO): membrane
Source: RefSeq, a predicted model, not a curated record
AGCUCGCGAGCCGGCAGGCGGGCGAGGAGCGUCUCCUCCAGCAUCUGCCGCGGCCGCGUUUGCCCGGAGACUGACCGACGGACAGAUCGUCUGGCGGACGGGCUUGGGAGCUCGCCUUGUGCUCGGGGCCAGCUCCAGCGAAGCUCGGGGCUUGCAGCACGCGCUUCCCCGCCCGCUCGCGGCCACCCCGGCUCCGGCGGCCUCGGCGCGCGAGGGGCUGGAGGUGCGGGAGCCGCUCUCCGCAGGUCGGUCCCUGCGCUGCUCAGCCCCGGCCGCUGCGCUGCGCCGCGGCCCCCGAGCGGCGUCCCUGAGCCCCAGCUCCCCAACGUGCUGCUCCGAGCAACGGUGCUCCGGGGCUCCAAACUCGGGCUGCCGGGGCAAGUGUCUUCAUGAACCCAGAGGAUGUCCGGGAAGCAUUACAAGGGUCCUGAAGUCAGUUGUUGCAUCAAAUAUUUCAUAUUUGGCUUCAAUGUCAUAUUUUGGUUUUUGGGAAUAGCAUUUCUUGGAAUUGGACUGUGGGCGUGGAAUGAAAAAGGAGUUCUGUCCAACAUCUCUUCCAUCACCGAUCUUGGCGGCUUUGACCCAGUUUGGCUCUUCCUCGUGGUAGGAGGAGUGAUGUUCAUUCUGGGAUUUGCUGGGUGCAUUGGAGCUCUACGGGAAAACACUUUCCUUCUCAAGUUUUUUUCUGUAUUCCUGGGAAUUAUUUUCUUCCUGGAGCUCACUGCCGGGGUUCUGGCAUUUGUUUUCAAAGACUGGAUCAAAGACCAGCUGUAUUUCUUUAUAAACAACAACAUCAGAGCGUACAGGGAUGACAUUGAUUUGCAAAACCUCAUAGACUUCACCCAGGAAUAUUGGCAGUGCUGUGGGGCUUUUGGAGCUGAUGAUUGGAACCUAAAUAUUUACUUCAAUUGCACAGAUUCCAAUGCAAGUCGAGAGCGAUGCGGCGUGCCCUUCUCCUGCUGUACUAAAGACCCCGCGGAAGAUGUCAUCAACACUCAGUGUGGCUAUGAUGCCAGGCAAAAACCAGAAGUCGAUCAGCAGAUUGUAAUCUACACGAAAGGCUGUGUGCCCCAGUUUGAGAAGUGGUUGCAGGACAACUUAACCAUUGUGGCUGGUAUUUUCAUAGGCAUUGCAUUGCUACAGAUUUUUGGGAUCUGCCUGGCCCAGAACCUGGUGAGUGAUAUUGAAGCUGUCAGGGCUAGCUGGUAGAGCGCCUGCAACAGCUGCCUCCAGACACUGGACAGACCCCGCCUUCCUGACCCUCCAUGCGCCCUACUGAUACCCAUGCUGCACGGACCCUAAUCACAGAGGCAUCCUGCGAUCCCACCUGAUGGAGCUGCCAUCAGAACUUAGUUUUUGGGGGGUAGAACUGGGAAAUGCUGCUCACUGACAGAAUUAAAAAAAAAAAAAUUAA